Messenger RNA from Pocillopora verrucosa, 2665 nucleotides. Its product is annotated as heterogeneous nuclear ribonucleoprotein L. NCBI's taxonomy places the organism in Eukaryota, Metazoa, Cnidaria, Anthozoa, Scleractinia, Pocilloporidae. Gene Ontology annotation, cellular component: nucleus. Gene Ontology annotation, molecular function: mRNA binding. The record is from RefSeq and is a predicted model, not a curated record. Gene Ontology annotation, biological process: regulation of RNA splicing.
AGACCAACAUGGCGGAAAAACAUGCUCUUCACGAAAGUGAUGAGGGUUAUGCCGAAAGUGGGUACGAAAAUGGUGGUUUCAAGCGGCAAAAACUUGCGUCAGGCGAGGCUCAUAGAACGUAUCAGGCUGGAGGUGGUGGGAAUCCGCACUAUACGGAUCCCUCGCCAGUCAUUCAUGUGCGUGGGGUUGCUGAUGAAGCCCGCGAACAAGAUUUGAUGCACGCUUUGUCAACAUUCGGUUCAAUCAGUUGUGUGACAAUGAUGCCGAAACUGCGACAAGCGUUAGUGGAAUUUGACGAGGUUUCAUCAGCAAAAUCUCUGAUGGAUUAUACACAGGGUGGACAGACAAUUGUGCUUAGUGGAAGACCUGCUUACUUCAACUUUUCAAAGAGCAAGAGUAUUUCCAAAAACCUGCAUAUACAGCAAGAGCUUCCCCCAAACAGAAUACUUUUGAUCACCAUUAUUAACCCUCAAUAUCCCAUAACAACAGACAUUCUGCACACAAUCUUCAGUAAACAAGGCCAGGUAUUAAGGAUUGUCAUUUUCAGGAAGAGUGGUUUGCAGGCUAUGGUUGAAUUUGCUACUGUGGACCAAGCCCAACAGGCUAAAGAUGUUUUAAACAGUGCUGAUAUUUACACUGGCUGUAACACACUGAAAAUAGAAUACUCAAGGGCUACAUCACUGAAUGUGUACAAGAACGAUGAGGAAACAUUUGACUAUACUGAAGACAAAGCACAUGGUGCUGUUGGAGUGAGACCGCCUAUGAAAGAAGGUCUACUAAGUCGCCCCCCAGGCGGGCCAUAUCCUGGCCGAGGGGGAAUGGUGAUGCGCGGGCCUAGGCCUUUGCUACAGCAGUCACCUAUGGCAGGAGGUUGUGUUCUGAUGGUGUAUGGACUACAUCAGCACAAGAUGAACUGCGACAGAGUUUUCAAUAUUCUUUGCUGCUAUGGAAAUGUCCUCAAGGUGAAGUUCUUGAUGAAUAAGCCUGGAGCAGCCAUGGUGGAGUUGAGUGACCACGUGGCCUGUAACACUGUCAUUCAGUGUCUGAGGAACCAGCAACUGUUCGGUGAACAGUUAGAGUUCAGUUUUUCCAAGCAAAAGUACCUUGUAGAUGCGUCGACUGUCUCAGAUUUGCCAGACGGAACUCCAUGUUACAAGACUUACACAAAUUCCAAGAAUCAAAGGUUUUGGACACCGGAACAAAGCAGCAAGAAUCGUAUAUUUUCUCCAACGAAAGUAUUACACUUUUUUAAUGCCCCGCCAGACUUUGAAACAGAAAAAGUGACAGAGAUGUGUUCAAAUUGUGGCGUGGAGCCGCCCGUUGCUGUUAAAGUCUUUCCAAAUGCCUCGCGGUCAGCGGCAGGUCUGUUAGAAUGGAACAGCCCGUCCCAGGCCCUUGAGGCACUGGCAGCGUGCAAUCAUUACGUGAUUCGUGAUCCAGCUGCAAAAACCAUCUUCACAGUUAAACUUGCCUUCUCGUCCAUGUCCAGCGCCCAGUGAGAGAAAAGUCAAAAGCGACCUGUCCCUCCCCUGACGUAUUGUUAUAAGCGACCCUGUCGUAGGGUGGGAAAGUAACCUACUUAGGAUCCUAGCAAGAAAAGAUACAGAAUUUCAUCUAAAAGAAAACGAAAAAUUGAGAUUUAUUUUGGAGUCAUUAUUGUCCAAGUAUUUUAGGAAAAAAGUUAAAACUAUUACCAUGUUAUUUGAAGUAGAUGUGUUUGUUUAUUUUUUAAGAGUUUUAUUUGCUACUUGGUAGUAUUAGAUGGAAGAUUAGUCCUUAUAUCCCAUAGAGAGUUCACGAUGUUUUUUGUAAAAUUAUUCAUUCUAGUAAAGAGAAGCGUGCGCUUUAAUUUGGUAGAGAUCAUGUCAUUCUGCAAAGCUGAAACGCUGUGACAGGUCUGUGUGACAAACUGCAAAAUGAAUUUUUUUCUUCCCAAAGCAAGAAGCAGCGACGUUUUUGCAGUCGGGAUCAUCGUACACAAAUUCGUGCGACUUAUUGCGUUGAUAAUUGAUGUCGCAGUGACAGGUUUUUUACAAAAUUUUUCAUGUCACACCUUGCGAAUUGACGCUGAGACUUUUCCCUCCUAUUGUCGCAACGACCGGUCGCUUACUACCUGAUUACUAAUAUGUAGGCCCUAAUUUGCAAUCCGGUUGCCUUGUUUUUUUUUAUUAUUUUUAAAAUUUUUUUCUGAAGGUAAGGGAUAGAAAUGAACACACACACAAAAAAUGGCUAUGCUUAGAAAAUGCAUUUUCUUUGAUUGUCAUGUGACUGUAUAUUUCCUAGGUUACGUGGAUGUUUUUGCGCAGGCUCAUUUCCAGACAGCAGCUGGUAAUCGAGUCUAACCCCCCAUAUUUCGUCACUCGGGAGUUACUAGACGAUAUUCACUUUGCCAUCAGAGAAAAUUUAUAAAAUAUUUUGAUUUAACUCUCAAAUUCACGUAUAGCUUUUGUAACGGAAAUUGUGUUAUAUCGGCUAUUUACGCAACCCUCUUACUGCUGUUGAAACGGUAGCCUCGUCAAAUAAAACGACUUAGUUGGACAGGUCAUUAUAUCACCAUGAUUCUUGUGUGGGCAGUAAUCCGUGCAAAACAUAGUGAUUUCUCAUUGCGGAGCAUUCGUUCACGCUUUAGAAGGAGUGAAUAAAAUGCCAACGUUCUACUUACAAA